CUAUGACUGCUUAUAAGCUUCUGCAUAUGGAACAAUAUUUGUUUUAAUCGGGUUUCGUGAGCUUCAAUAAGUGUAGCAUGUUAUUCUUAUUCUUUAUUUUUUUAGUCACUCUUACCAUCAAAUCUUUCCCUGCCAGUUGUUUCAGUUUUAUUCAUCCAGGUUUUCAGAUCUUUUGUCUCUACUUUAAAACACCGGAGGAGAACUGAACUUCAUGAUUGCUUUGAAAACAAAAACUACAACGUUUCUGUCCUGGAUCAUCAUUCUGAUUCUCUGCAGACGUCACUGUGAACUUUAUUUAUAGGAACUAAUUCUUCAGUUGUUCCAGUGAUUGCUGACCAAGUCCAAUGACCAAACCACUGACCUCAGCUGUUUUUUUGGGGCGUAUAACUCACUGACAUUGUAAGUUAGAUCAUUUCUGAUAGACUUUCUCUGUGUGAUGGUCUCGGGUUUUGCUGCCGGCAAUAAAACUCUACUGCGCUCAACUUUGAAGACUCCUGGUGAUUUUUGAGACUUUUUUGACACAUCAGUCUCUGUCGGGGAACCAUGAAGACGCUGCCGACUCUCAUACUUCUGGCUCUGAUCUGCUUCUUGCAUCACAGCUCUGCUGCAGGUUGGAUUGCUCCAGAGCUGGGCCUUAAUGUACGAUGCUGUCCAAUCUUCAACCGAAGGUUAAUUCCUAAGCAAAAGGUGAAACAUGUGGUGCGGACUUCGAAUAGCUGUAAAACCCCAGCGAUUGUAGUCACAACUGUGUGUGAUACGACGUCUUGUCUUGAUCCCGACUGGAGAUGGGCGAAGAAACUGUUGGCAGUGUUUGAGAUGGCAACUGCUAACAAUACGUCACCUUCUGCCCCUUUCAACAUGUCCAAGUGUGACGAACCAAGGACUGAGCACGUGUUUGUUUCUGGUGGAAACAGACGAGGAAGUGAAACUCACAAAGUGUCGAGUGUGCGGAACAUUUACAUCUUCUAA
Scomber japonicus (chub mackerel) is the source of this 969-nucleotide messenger RNA. Its product is annotated as C-C motif chemokine 22-like. Gene Ontology annotation, biological process: positive regulation of ERK1 and ERK2 cascade; immune response; inflammatory response. Bases 544 to 969 code for a protein of 141 amino acids. NCBI's taxonomy places the organism in Eukaryota, Metazoa, Chordata, Actinopteri, Scombriformes, Scombridae. The transcript has 3 exons. The record is from RefSeq and is a predicted model, not a curated record. Gene Ontology annotation, molecular function: CCR chemokine receptor binding; chemokine activity. Gene Ontology annotation, cellular component: extracellular region.